AUGGUCAUCCUUCGGAGGUAUUACCGCUCAGGCACAGACGCGCAACUCAGCGUCCAAUACGAGAGCGUGGUGGGCAAGUUGGUGGAGGUCUAUAAAGACCAUGGGAAUACCGCGGAGCAGUGGAUCACGAAGGAGGUGAAGAUCUUCGGCGACGAGGCAGUCACCGUGCGCUUCCAACUGUUGACCACGGAUAAGUCGACAUCGGGCGCCGCUUUGGACCAUGUGACCCUCGUUCCGCGUUCACAACGGGGCCGUUCCCACAGCUCUCACCAGAAGAACUUCUUGGAGUUUGCCGUGGAGGCUUUCAACAACCUUUUGGAUGCGAUUUUCUCGAAGAAGUACGAAGACUCCCACAUCCGGGGCCGGGCUGUCCCUGCGCGGGGCGCGGAGGAGCAGGUCGCUGAGUCGAUCUCGCCGCAACUGCAGGUGUUAACGGUGGCAGUAGUGGCGUCGGUGGCGUUCUUUGGGCUGUUCUUCGCCUUGUCGCGGCAUCGAUUCAGAUCUCUGGCUUUGUCACAUGUCCUGCACGAGAAUGACCGCUUGAUCGAUGACCCGGAGAUCUUCUCGGCUCGCGAGAUUGCUCGAGACAGAAUCCCAUCGGAUGUGAUCUGA
Molecule: messenger RNA, 612 nt
Organism: Cladocopium goreaui
Lineage: Eukaryota; Dinophyceae; Suessiales; Symbiodiniaceae
Source: the annotation of a GenBank genome assembly